This is a messenger RNA of Purpureocillium takamizusanense, 654 nucleotides long. RefSeq lists its product as uncharacterized. The record is from RefSeq and is a predicted model, not a curated record. Gene Ontology annotation, cellular component: cytosol; mitochondrion. Gene Ontology annotation, molecular function: deaminase activity. The transcript has 3 exons. The coding region runs from base 59 to 583 and encodes 174 amino acids. NCBI's taxonomy places the organism in Eukaryota, Fungi, Ascomycota, Sordariomycetes, Hypocreales, Ophiocordycipitaceae.
UACAGUACACUACUACAACACAGUACCAUUUCUCGAAGCCUUCAGCCAGCCACCAGGGAUGACACUCCGGAUUGCGGCCGUCGCCCCCUCCUCGCGCGCCGCCAUGUUGUUGGUGGCGCGCCGGUCACGGCCUUCCCCCGCCUCCUUGGUGCCUAUCAUGGCGCUCCGAUCACUCUCCUCGACCAACGCCCUGAGGAGGAGCGCCGCCGCCGCCAUGGAGCCCGUCUUUACCCCCAAGGGCGUCACACCCAUCGGGCCAUACUCGCAGGCCAUCAAGGCCAAUGGCUUCGUCUUCGUCUCGGGCCAGAUACCCGCCGAGACGGACGGGAAGCUCAUUGACGGCACGACCGCGGAGAAGACGCACAAGAUGUGCCAAAAUGCAAAGGCUGUUUUGGAGGCCGCCGGGUCAGGCCUGGACAAGGUCGUCAAGAUCACGGUAUACUUCCAAAACAUGGACGACUUCAAAGUGAUGAAUGAGGUUUACGCGACGUACUUUCCGCACAAGCCUGCACGCAGCUCCUGCGAGGCCAACCGGUUGCCGGCAAGUGCGAGCAUGGAAAUGGACAUUAUAGCACUGUACUAGGUGAUGACGAGGUCAUGAGGUUUGGAGCACAGGCGAUGAGCCCCGACAACACCAGCUUGAACGAAUGAGUG